AUGGCAGGGAAAAGCGUGAAUCCGAAUUCGGAGAGAGAAAGGCCAUUUCGUUUCGAUCCCGAUGAUCCUGACUACAUCAAGGAUUUGCAGCGCCCAGCUGUCAUCAAGGAAGACCUCACAGAAAUGGAACGACGAAAGCGAGUGCAGCAGCUGUUGGAGUCUAAGAGUUUCUGCAAAGAGUUAGAGGAGGUGAUCAGACAGGAGUCAGAAAGCAAUCGUAGUGAUUCUGAGCAUCUAAAGACAAUACAGCGGCUUUCCGAGCUCACUCUUCCCAACAGUGCUAUGUCAUUUGCUAGUUUGCAUUCUCUUGGUGGAUCUGCCAUACCAAUAGCUGAUCUGAAGGGUAAUGACAACUAUACGAAACAAGAAAAGUUACUGAGGAAUAAGCUCGCUUCACUGUAUCGACUGGUAGAUUUAUUUCAGUGGUGCCAAGGAAUAUACAACCACAUCACGCUACGCUUGUCGGGUGACGACAAUCACAUACUUGUGAAUCCAUUUGGAUUACUAUACCAUGAGGUCACGGCUGGAAGCAUUGUGAAGGUUAACUUACAAGGCGAAAUCGUGGAUCCCGGUACAACAAAACUAGGAAUUAAUCGGAACAGCUUUAUGCUACACUCGGCGAUCCACUCGGCUCGUCCGGACGUCCGCUGCAUCCUGCACAUGCAUACGGCUGUCGUUUCGGCUGUGGCCAGCAUGAAAUGUGGUCUACUACCGCUCUGUCAAGAAGCCAUGGUCAUCGGACCUGUUGCCUAUCACGACUAUCAAGGAUCGCUGAACGAAGAGGAAAGUCGCGAGUCGCUAUUGAAGAGUCUUGGUGAUAAAAACAUAAUGCUAUUACGGAAUCACGGAUUCGUUGUGUGUGGACAGUCAGUCGAAGACGCUCUUCAUCUUGCUUUUCACACGAUUUUGAUCUGGCGAGGUGAUGGAUGUCUCGUCGUAGGAGAGACGCUAGAAGAAGCUGUUUUACUGAUGAGGAAACUUGUUUCUGCGUGUGAUCAUCAGAUACGAGCUGCCCGAGCAGGAAUUGAUAACCUUGUCAUACCUGACGAGAAGGCUAUUGAAAGAACAUAUAAUUUCGCAAGAAAUACAGGAAAUGGUACUGGGGUAAAUCCUUCCCCUGGAAGGGAUCAGGCUGGCACUGUUAUCAAUUGGCGAGUCGGAGAACUUGAAUGGGAAGCGUGGAUGCGUGUUCUGGAUCAUGCUGGUUUUCGUACGGGUCAUAUCUAUCGACAGCCCUUCUUACGUCCUAAGUCUGCGAUGGCUCACUCAACCGUCAAUAACAGCGAUGUAGCAGUGCCUCCGAGUGCAUCCGCAACAGGCUUGUUAGACGAGUCUGAUGCAGAAGCGGUAGCCGCGCAUAAAUUGGCUUUACUACGAAAGGAACAAGAACGGAAUCGUUGGCUCAAUAGUCCUAACGCAUAUCAAAAAGUUGAGAUUCUUGAGACCGGAACAGACAACCCAAAGAAAAUUACGAAGUGGGUGCAAGAUGCCACUUCUCCAUCAGCAAGUGGAACUCCAGUGAAAAUCAGCAUUCCUCAUCAUUUCAGCCCACUGUCGAGUAAUCCGAAGGAAUUUAAGGAUAAACAGCGAGCCAUUAAGGAAAGUGGUAGACUUGGCACUACCACUGCUGGACCACAGAGCCAAAUUCUUGAUGGCGUCACCUAUGAAGACAUUGCAAGGAUGAGACCAGAUGUUGAUGGCAUUGUCGGUCAGACAGAUCGGACCGUGCUUAUCGGCACAGCAAGCAAAGGAAUAAUCGAGAGACAGCACCAGCAUAAUGCUCAGGUGUAUCGUCAGUUGUAUGCUCCUAAUCCAUUCGCAUGUGAAACUGACGAGGACAUAAAGAAUCGUUCAGUGUGUCUGUGCAUAUUCACUAUCGUUUCUGUUCAGAAACUCUGA
Molecule: messenger RNA, 1899 nt
Organism: Angiostrongylus costaricensis
Lineage: Eukaryota; Metazoa; Nematoda; Chromadorea; Rhabditida; Metastrongylidae
Source: the annotation of a GenBank genome assembly